Molecule: messenger RNA, 1263 nt
Organism: Brenthis ino (lesser marbled fritillary)
Lineage: Eukaryota; Metazoa; Arthropoda; Insecta; Lepidoptera; Nymphalidae
Source: the annotation of a GenBank genome assembly
AUGCUGGAUUCAUCAAUUAGAGCUUUAGCGCCGUGCAUCCAAAGUUUGCGCUUACACACAUGGAAAGCGAACAUAGAAAAUAUUGUGUUUAAGCUCCACUAUAAAAUGACAGUUACCAUCCUACUUGCCUUUGUUAUUUUAGUCUGCGCAAGAGAGUAUUUUGGUGAUCAUAUUAGGUGUAUAUCGGAUCAAGGAGUCCCCGAUCAUGUCAUACAAACCUAUUGCUUCUUCAUGGCAACAUUCACAAUAGUUCGACAUUACAAUGAAAGCCUUCUCGAAGGUGGUUUUUUGCCGCAUCCAGGAGUUGGUCCAGUCUUGGCGAGUGAUGAAACUUUAAACCACACCUACUACCAAUGGGUACCAUUUGUGUUGUUUGUACAGAUGAUAUGUUUCUAUAUGCCUCAUUAUAUUUGGAAGAAAAAAGAAGGAGGAAGGAUAAACGCUUUAGUACAAGGAUUGCAGUAUGCCAGUUUAGCCCUAUCAGAAAAUGAUGUAGACGCUGGAAAUGUGAAGGUGCCCUCUAGAGGAACUGUUGCGAGUAGAAUCGAUAUUAUCCAAAGGGAUAUAAUUUUGAGGCUGAGGAUAAGCAGGACCUGGUCGACAUGGCUGGUCGCUAUGGAGAUCACAAACCUCGUUCACCUAAUGUUCCAGAUUUGGAUGAUUAACUUAUUUUUGAAAGGAAAUUUCAUAAGUUUGGGAGCAAACGUACUACAAUUUAAAAAUUGGAAUCUUAUUGUAGAUCCAUUGGAAACCGUAUUUCCGAAGGUGACAAAAUGCACCUUCCAUAAGUUUGGUCCGAGCGGAUCCAUACAACAGCAUGAUGCACUCUGCGUGAUGGCACUCAAUAUUGUACAUGAAAAGAUCUACGUCGUAUUGUGGUUCUGGUUUUUGUUCCUCUUCAUAGCCUCUGUUCUUGCGGUACUCUGGCGUUUUGUUUCCUUCUUCCUCUACCGUCGUUCUCUUAAGUUCAACCAGCUAAUGUUCCGACAUGCAUCGAGUGGAAAGUUCAAUCCUUACAACGUGAUACAAGUUGUCAACGGCUGCGAGUUCGGUGACUGGUUGUUCCUGUAUUACUUAGGGAAAAACAUGCAAGGCAUGGUUUUCCAACAACUCUUCGAGCGUCUAGCUGAAGAACUGCAGAAGCGUGAUAUGCCUUUCGACCAAGAUGGAAAUGAAGAAAAAGGAGCUGAACCAGUUCUGUUAUCUAAAGUAGACAUCACAGAUGAAACACCCUUAAAAUUAGAUAUGAAAGAAAAAGCUUUG